Molecule: messenger RNA, 966 nt
Organism: Penicillium canescens
Lineage: Eukaryota; Fungi; Ascomycota; Eurotiomycetes; Eurotiales; Aspergillaceae
Product: aromatic ring-hydroxylating oxygenase subunit alpha
Exons: 5
Coding region: 1-966 (321 amino acids)
Molecular function (GO): iron ion binding; 2 iron, 2 sulfur cluster binding
Source: RefSeq, a predicted model, not a curated record
AUGUCUGAGCUCACUCGUACUUUGCCGGCUUCUUGGUACUGCAGUGACUCUCUCUACCAGUUGGAGCGGCGGGCAGUCUUUCUCAAAUCCUGGUACUUGCUCGGCCCGGUUACGAGAUUCCAGAAAGUGGGCGAACAUGUCCCGUAUGAAGUCGCGCAGCAGUCUAUCUCUGCUGUUCGCACUUCCGGUGAUAGUUUGAAUCCGACUCCCGAGGAGCUGAAGGUGGUCCUCGUGAAGACGGGUGAGGAAGUCCGUAGUCAUGUCACUCCAACCGGACUGUUGUUUUCAACUAUAUCCGAGGACGCACCCAGUUUCCAUGAGUUCUUCCCAGAGCUUGAAGAACUCCUUGGUAAAGUCGAUUUUACCAAAUUGCCGCAUCGUCGCAGCAUCAGCUACGAGGGUCGCUUCAACUGGAAAACAAUGGUGGACGGAUAUCAAGAGUGCCUGCACUGCCAGUACACCCAUCCGUCUUUCUCGAUUUACUACCCGCCAACUUUCUAUAGUGUGCACAACAAGCACAACUUCUCCCAGCACAUUGCAGACCCAAAGAAGCCAGAUGAUGGCCUGUUCUUGUACUUCUUCCCAAACUGUACGCUGAACGUCUACGGUGGUGGCAUGUCUUCGUUCAGGGUCUGUCCGACCGCCGAUCCGCACGUCACCCGGAUGGAAUUUGACUAUUAUCAUCUUGCCGAGGGGGAGAAGUUUGAAGAGUAUUUCAAGUUUGUGCGCCAGGUUGCUAUGGAAGAUUUUGAGCUCUGCGAGAAGGCUCAGGAUAACCUGGCCAAGGGGGUUUAUCAUGAAGGAAUUCUUAACCCUGAAAAGGAGAAUGGCGUGUCUUACUACCAGCGACGAGUGUUUGAUAUGGUGUGUGAGCAGCAUGCUGCUGAUAGAGCUGCUAAGACAAUCAAGGAGUCUGGAGCAGAGGAACAUGUGGCAUCUCCAAUGGUCCAAAUGACAGCGUACUAG